GUUGGGAAGGGCGGAGUGGUUCAAGAUGCCGUCAGUUAUUGAAAGCGACUACAUUUUAACUUUAAAACAGUUCCCAUAGAAAUCUAGAUGCUUUUGAAACCUAGAAAGUCUCUCAAUGCAGGAUCGCUCCGUGCGCUCUCAAUUGUGACUCACCCUUUCAAGCUGCUGUUCACGGCAUUGCAACAGAAGUUGCUGGCCGAUUGCCCCGUUUAACAUGUCAUUUCUGUGUGACACAGUUUUUUGCCCUUGCAACGGUUGCCUGAAGGAAAAAAAGAGUUUUAAUGCAAGUUCCUGAACAUGAAGAGAUGGUCGAUCGUGAAGUUACGGCUCACAGGCUUUUUGAUCAUCCUAACAUAAUGCCUCUUAUUGACUACGAGAUUGUCGUGAAAGGGGAAAAUAGAGAAGCCAGAAUGUUAUUUCCAUUUUACCAGAAUGGCUCUGUGCAAGAGCUAAUUGAGAAUUCCGCAGCACGUGGUCAAAGAAUACCAGAGAGAAAAAUCCUGCACAUGUUUGAAUCGUUGUGUGAAGCAGUUUCUGCUUUCCAUUCGCUUUGUCCACCCUACGCGCAUCGAGAUAUCAAGCCACACAAUCUGCUGCUAAGAGAAGAUGGAACAGUGUGUUUAAUGGACAUGGGAAGUGUUUCGGAAGCUAGGGUCGAAGUCCGGUCAAGAUCGGAGUCCUUAGCUCUAGAAGAAAAGUGUGCACAGGAAUGUACUGCAGCCUACCGAGCCCCAGAACUGUUUUCCGUGGCUUCUGAAUGUCGAAUCGAUGAAAAAACGGACGUAUGGUCGCUAGGUUGCACAUUAUACGCCAUGGCUUACGUCAAUAGUCCGUGCGAUGGAUCGGCGCUCUCCGCAAUGAGCGGGCGGAUUUCGAUUCCUGAAGACAGCCCGUUCUCAUCGACCUUCAACAAUCUGAUAAAGUACAUCCUUCAAGUCGAACCUCAGAAUCGCCCAACUGUCAAAGAAAUUACCCAGUAUAUAGAAGCUAAUUUUUCCGAAGCAUGAUGCAAUAGUUCUUUGAUAGAUUUAGAUACUUUGAAGUAUCCCUAUGGGAAUAUAACCUCAAGGUUGGGGUAAGUGAUAAAAUGGGUAAUAAAAUAAUAACGAAACAUUUGUUCGAUAACAUACGUAGUUUCAUAUUUUAAAAUUAAUGUAGCUAGUCUGGUCGCCUUUAAACUAUUCCUUUUUUAUAAAAUAGAUGUGUGGUUUGAUUUUAAAUAAACAUUAUUUUUUUAUUAAAAUCCAAAUUAUCUUAUCUUUUUCUUGUUUGGAAACCGUUUAGUCUUGCAAUAAAUAAAGAUAAUCUAGAUUUUACGGAAGCUCGAAAAUCUGCAGAGGCUUAGAUAAGGAAGGAGCUGCCCCGAACCAUGAAUAAUGUUGCGACCAUCUUUCUUUGAAAUUCAUUGUUAUAUCAAAUUUAAAUACACUAUGUUGGAUUCGGAGAAAGGAUGAAAUCUGAAUGAUGUUGAACCAUCCGAGUCAUUGUUUUGACAUAUAUUGGUUCAGAAUGUUGAACACUGACUUCAACAAACACGAAGUUUAUUGCCUGGUAGUAUUAAUAACAUCCUUUAAUAUCUUGUCGAGAUGUUUUCUUUGUAUGCACAAAGAUGGUUUAUAUCCGUAAGGUAUCUGAUGAAAUACACAAGCCUUUUUAAUGCUGGAGAUUUUGCAAUUUUAUUGCCUUUA
Molecule: messenger RNA, 1688 nt
Organism: Rhopilema esculentum
Lineage: Eukaryota; Metazoa; Cnidaria; Scyphozoa; Rhizostomeae; Rhizostomatidae
Product: serine/threonine-protein kinase 16
Biological process (GO): protein phosphorylation
Cellular component (GO): cytoplasm; Golgi apparatus
Molecular function (GO): protein serine/threonine kinase activity; ATP binding
Source: RefSeq, a predicted model, not a curated record